GAUAUCGAAAAUUCGCUGAUAACCCGUACGGCCUCCGCAAGAUAAUAGAGUAACGGAAUAUGAAAAUUUACGUCAAAAAAAUCGUGCGUUUUAAAGUGCCGAGGAGUCGGGUCACCGUUUUCUUCGCCUCUUUAAUAAAUUAAAAAUAAAUUAUCUAGUUAGAAACGUAAGAAGGUAAGGUCUGUAAUCAAUUAAAAAAAUUUUUCUUUUUUCUUUUCGGCCACACAUAAUAGUCGUAAGUGUUGAAAGAAAAUUUAUCUUUCGUUUGUCGGUUGAGGCCACAUUAGAUUUCCAAAUAAUCAUACGUCACAUUCGUCAGCCCCCACUGCCAGCCACUUGCAUUUAUCUUCUCGUAUAUAAGAAGCUAAUAAACAGAGCACUUGCUGACUCGCUCGUUCUCCUUCGGCUACAAGAGAUUUUGAGAGCAACUGCCUAGCGUGCGUGGAACUCGUGGCGACGAUGGCGACGGUGAAAUUCAAAGAGGCAUCCCCCUACAUCCAGCUGCAGUCUUCACCACCUGCUGAAGAUUAUCUCUAUAACAAGUGAGCUAUCAGUUCUAGCUUAUACCGUCGUGUGGUGUAAUGUUGCACCGGUUAAUAAUCGGUUAAUAACUGUGUCCCGCAUGAAUACUCGAGUGAUCAACGAAAAUCAUUUUCUAAGUCAAAAUUUCUCAAAAUUUAUUUCGAAAAUAUAUUUAAUAAAUAUAUCCAAUAAAUAUCUACUAAAAUAUUUAAUAAAUAUAUCUGAUAAAAAUAUGUUCUUUUCUAGAUACUUGGAACAUAUCGCACUGAAGUCCGCUUCCCGAGACGAUCCAAUAGUUAAAUUAGCACUUUUUGGAGCCGGUCGUGCCGGAACGAUACAUUUGACGACUAUACUCUCCAACGUACGCGUCAAGCUUGUUUACAUUGUAGAUGAUAUCGACAGCAAUUGGGAAAGUAUGCGAAAAUAUUGGCGUCUGGAGGAUGUUGUAUUCCUAAACAGCAAGCAAAGUGAUAAAGUAUUCCAAGAUCCCAACAUCGACGCAGUCAUCGUCGCGUCGCCGACAUUCACUCAUGAAAACAUCGUCAUCAAGGCCUUGCAAGCGAGGAAGGCGGUCUUCUGCGAGAAGCCUAUAGCAGAGAAUCGUUCGGACACCGCCAAAUGCUACGAGAUCGCCAAGAAAGUCGGCAAGCCGCUGUUCUGCGCGUUUAAUCGGCGAUUCGAUCCGUCAUACUCGGAAGUACGAGAUCGCGUUCGCAAAGGUGAAGUCGGGCACGUUCAUAUGAUCAAAACCGUCUCUCGCGACUCGCCCUUGCCCAGCAUCGAGUAUCUGAAGAUAUCCGGCGGCAUCUUCCACGAUUGUUUGGUCCACGAUAUCGACAUCAUCACCUGGACCCUGGGAGAAUAUCCAGACAAAGUCUCGGUCCUGGCCGACGCGAAUAUCCCGGAGAUCAAGGCGAUCGGAGACUUCGACACGGUCGCGGUGACCUUGCACUUUCCGUCAGGGACUCUUGGCAUGAUCGAUUUAUCACGUAACAGCACUUUUGGAUACGAUCAGCGACUGGAGGUGUUUGGUCCGAGGGGCAUGGUACGGGCCGACAACGAGCACCCCAUUCCCGGGGUGCGUUGGCAGUACGGGCUGCGCGGAACAACCACCGCUCCGAUCUGGUACUCGUUCGCCAGCCGUUUCAUGAACGGUUACCGACGCGAGUUCGAGCACUUCAUCGACGUAGUGCACGGCAAGGUCGAGUCGCUGGUCAGGUCGAAAGAGACCCUGGCGGUGAGUAAGGUCGCUACGGCGUGCGAAGAAGCUGCUCGCACCGGCAAGAGCGUGGACCUGAAUUGGAUUCCCGGCGAGUUGCCUGACCAAUGAAAGCUGCAGCGAGUUAUCAAAUAUACAUAUCCAUUAUUUAUAUGUUUUAGAUAAAUAGCAAUAUAUUUUUAGAUAGAUAGCAAUAUCGUAUAGAGAUAGGGAAAUGUGCAAAGAGAUGUUGUGAAGUUGUUACGAGUGUAAAAUGUAAAUUAGAAAUUAUAAAUAGAUAAAUCAAGAUUUAAUUUGGUUUUAUAUCUCUCUAAAGGAGGGAGAUAUAAAACCGCCAUUUAAUACUAAAUAUAGUAAGAUAUUUCUUCUUCAGUUUUGCUAGGAAUAGAGAGGAAAAGGAAAUUCCGUUUCGUCUCUCAAAAUAUAUUAUCUCGCAAGCUUGUAUAUAUAAUCGUUACUAUAUGUAUAUGAUUCAAUGGUGCUUACACUAAAUUAGUGAGUGUGUACAGCCGAUAGCAGAUAAAUAAAUCAAGCCGUGUUGUUCGU
Ooceraea biroi (clonal raider ant) is the source of this 2287-nucleotide messenger RNA. RefSeq names its product myo-inositol 2-dehydrogenase. The record is from RefSeq and is a predicted model, not a curated record. Lineage: Eukaryota; Metazoa; Arthropoda; Insecta; Hymenoptera; Formicidae. Gene Ontology annotation, cellular component: cytoplasm. Gene Ontology annotation, biological process: NADPH regeneration. Gene Ontology annotation, molecular function: nucleotide binding; oxidoreductase activity.